Messenger RNA from Puntigrus tetrazona (Sumatra barb), 1583 nucleotides. It is a transcript of the gene mrps34, whose product is annotated as mitochondrial ribosomal protein S34. Gene Ontology annotation, molecular function: structural constituent of ribosome. Gene Ontology annotation, cellular component: mitochondrion; mitochondrial small ribosomal subunit. Gene Ontology annotation, biological process: mitochondrial translation. NCBI's taxonomy places the organism in Eukaryota, Metazoa, Chordata, Actinopteri, Cypriniformes, Cyprinidae. The record is from RefSeq and is a predicted model, not a curated record.
CGGUUUUACUGACGCACAGCGGGAGGCGUGACAUAUUUGUGGAGGUCAAGUCAAACAGAAAGUCAGCAUGGCAAAGAAGAAGCGUCUGCGGCUCAUAGCCGAGAUGGCCCGGAAGAUCCGGGCUUACAGGGCGCUAAAGAAUCGACCCCAGGACUCUCAGCGCUAUGCCCUGGACUACGACACCAUGACACGACCCUUCACUGGAAAAAUGCUGCCAGUGUUGGCUUGGAAAGAUGUACGGCAGGAAACGCGCCUCUUCACGUUACUGGCCGGCAUGCGCAUGUUUGGUGUGGGUCGACUCUUUACACGCAAGUCGUGGCUGGAUGAGCACACAGAGCCCUGCUACUGGAAAAUAACAAAGGUCAAGGUGGAUUAUACAGCAGAGAACAUGGAUCAUGGAAAAGCAUGGGGCGUUCUAACAUUUAAAGGUAAAGAGGAGCCUGGAGAGCGUGAAGUGGAGAAGGUGAUGUACCAUGACUGGCGACUGGUGCCCAAACACGAAGAAGAGGUGUUCAAGCGCUGUGAACCCGUCCCUGAGCCCCCUGUGCGUUACGUGAUACCCCCUCUCCUGCGUGCGAUGAUCCUGGCCCAGCAAGCCAAUCAGCUGGGUCUAGAUCCCAGCUCUAUCCCAGAGCCCACUUUCCCAUUGAAACGGGAUGUUGUGCUCGAUAAUGAGUACAAGAAGAAACUGGAGGGUACACCUGUCUGAUGCUCCGCUCUACUUCACAGGGGUUAAGGUUAUGGCGAGGAGAUCUAGGUUCUGUUUCAGUGUUCUUGAUAGGAACAGCUUGUUCUGUUCCUAAUUUUAUAGGCACUGCUGGCUGCUUAAAGACUAGUUUGCGUUUUAAUGCUAUAUUUUGGUAAAAAAACAAAAUAUAGCCUUAUGUUUUCAUCUAUGUUUCUGGGGUCAUGCGGCUAGUGAUGGCGGAGGGAAAAAGGAGAUCUGUUUGGACAUGUGAUCAAACCCAAAAGAUAAUCCUCUGUGAAAAGACUUUCUUCGUCCUCGAGUUUUUUUGUCUUCAAGUUAAUAUCAGUGUCAUGUUCUUUACAGUAUGUGAGAUAAAUACGAAAUUCUAUGCUUUAUUGUCAAGUGAGUAGUCUAAAUUUAAAAAUGAGUUCUCUCAAUGUUUUUUUUUUUAAUAAAAUAAGUGCAUAUUUAAACCCGGUGUGUAUGUACUUUACAGUAUUGGUGCAAAUUUAAUGUAAAAGAAAAAGUGUCCUGCAUUUUUCAUGUCACUACCACAACAGCAUAUCUUGGAAAUAUUCCUGUCCCCCCCUUAUUAUUCCUUAACUUAUGAAAGUACACCACUGUUCAUAACGGUGUUAACCAUGUGUUGAUUAGUUUUGAAGCUAGGUCUGAAAUGCUAUCUAAAAUUGUCAAUAAGAAAACAUUGUCAUAAUUGUUCCGGUUGUGACAAAAGGGAACGCACCAUCAUGUUUUGGUAAAAAUAAACAAAAUCUUAGUAGAAUUAUGCGGGGUUUUUUUUGGUUUGUUUUAAUAUGCGAUUCUGUAACGUGAUAUUGUGCCCCGUUUCGGCGCCCGUUUUUUAAUGACUAUUUUCUGCAUAUAAAGUUGAUAUGCG